Molecule: messenger RNA, 1773 nt
Organism: Xenia sp. Carnegie-2017
Lineage: Eukaryota; Metazoa; Cnidaria; Anthozoa; Malacalcyonacea; Xeniidae
Product: neurogenic locus notch homolog protein 2-like
Exons: 7
Coding region: 1-1773 (590 amino acids)
Molecular function (GO): protein binding
Source: RefSeq, a predicted model, not a curated record
AUGGAUGAAUGUUUCAUUCAUUUUAAUGGUAAGUCAGGCGAAUUGUGUCAAUUAACGGCACAUACAAUCGAUAAAAUAAGUGAAUAUUCUGAAAAGUGGAUUCAUUUGGAUGGGGAACCUAAUAAAAUUGCGUCAAGCGUUUCCAAACGAGUCAAACGUUGGUCGCUCGGUCCAGACAGAGAGACAGUGCGAGAAGAAAUUGCAAAUUGUGAUCGUGGAGGCAAGCGUGUGUUUGCCAAACUUUGGGUACCCGAAGGUUUUUCCACGCGUAACGUACGGCAGCGUUCACAACUUCAUGCUCCGAUCGGAGAGGAUUCGGCCGAUAAGAACUCAAUAAGCAAAACAAGUUCCUCCGAAGAGGUUACUGAAGAUGCUUGCCCUGGGCGAGUUUGUCCGCCAAAGCGCAUGAAGCUUAUUGAUUCUGACGGUCCAUUGAGGAUUGCGAAUCGACCAGAUAAUAGGCAAUGGACGACAUUACACAAGGAGGUUGCAAACGUGAAUAACAGGACGGUUUCGAGUCUUUCCGUGCUUACACCUCCCCAAGAAGGUCAAGAAAGCACAGCAGCGCAGAACUCUAACGUUAAUGCAGUUGGUCCGGGUGGAAUCACCCCCCUGAUGUUGGCUGCAUCACGUGGCAGUUACCUCGAUGAAGUUUAUAAAGAAGAAAAUAGUGAUGAUGACAGUGGAUCACAGGUUGUUGGGGAGCUGAUACAAUACGGCGCUUGCUUGGAAUUGAGAUCAGAUGAAUUUAAGGAAACGGCAUUGCAUCUUGCCGCCAGACACGUACGCGCAGAUGCUGCAAAAAGACUCCUGGAUGCUGGGGCUGAUGCAAAUGCCCGUGAUAGAACGGGUAGAACUCCCCUACAUUUAGCUGUUACUGCAGACUCUCAAGGAGUGUUUCAGCUGCUACUACGACAUCGCACGACAGAGCUCGACGCUCAGUCCGAUGAUGGAACGACUCCUUUGAUCUAUGCCGCUCGGUUUAUGGUUCAUGACAUGGUCGAUGAACUGAUCAAAGCUGGAGCGAAAGUAAAUCUUAGUGAUAAACAAGGCAAGACAGCUUUGCAUUGGGCUGCUUCUGUCGAUGACGAAAAAGCUACGCGGCUUCUUCUAAAAAAUAACGCGAAGAAAGAUGCCCAGGAUUCCAAAGGUCAGACUCCACUUUUUCUUGCUUCCAAAGAAGGAAGCGCUUCAGUUGUGAAAAUACUUCUUUCAUCGUUUGCCAACCGCAAGCUUGCUGAUAACAUGGAUCAAUCUCCAUUGGACAUUGCUAAGCAACGAGAGCACGCUGAUAUCGUGGCACUCCUCUCUGAUUGGUCUAAUGGUUGUAAGUCACCGACUGUCGCUCCCGCGCCUACGUCACCAAAUGAAGACAUGUCGACCCCGGCAUGCAGAACGUUAUCUCCACCCGAUGUCAGGCCUAAGAUAAACGGCAACCCAGGAAUAGUCGGGCGGGCAGGUGCAAGCUCGAAGCCUUGCAAGAAGAGACAACGAAGGUUGAGGAAUAUUGCCGAAAGUCAACCACCAGUUCAGGUUGCCAUGUUAAAUGGUAGUACUGACAAUAGUACAUCAUCACCUCAUGGUUUAUCACCUUUCAGUAAUAACAGUUGCGGAGGCAGUCUUAGUCCACCUAACUCGGACUUUUCACCUCCAUUACGUCAUAUGGACAGCAUGACGUCACCGUUUCGAGAAUCGGAUCCACUUCACGGUGGAAUCCCAGACGCGGAAUUCUACUCUUGCGGAGAAGAUAUACGGAAGCACUCAUUCCGGUGA